AUGCACGUGCAAUUUCAGUGAAGCUGCGUAUUGUUUACAACCUACAUUAUAUUCGUGUAUAUUGUCUCUGAUACAGGUAAAAUCGCCGGCUUUUCGAAACUGCAAUAUUUUAUUAUGGAUGAAACUGUGUGCUACAUAAAACCCGAGUAUUUAAUUACAAGACCGCCUAAGCAAUCCGUAGAGAAUGAGGCUAAUGAUCAGUCGCAUGUAGAUUUUGAGAUAGAAGCUCAAAACGAACCUCCUUCUAAAAAACCUCGAUUUGAGAAAGGAAAGAAGAAACGCGGACAGAACAAAAACCGCCAACUUCCAUUCAAAGUACACGAUGAUGCCCGGUUGUGCAAAUCAUUACUCGAUGGAGCAAACAGUACAGGGGAGAAAUGUGCGAAAGCACAUUGCCGCUUUUCGCAUGAUUUAAAAACAUUUGUUCAACUUAAGCCAAAAGACAUUAGCGACACUUGUUACAUCUACUCGGUUAAAGGGUACUGCAAUUUUGGAGUCACGUGUCGCUUUGCGAGUGCCCAUUUGGAUGAAAACUUGAAUAAUAAAGUUGCGGAGGGUGUUGCAAGAGAAGACACGAAUUUAGUCAGCAGAUGUCUCGGAUUUGAAUUGCAAAGUGUUUUGCGAAAAAAAAGUUAUAAUUUCGAGAAAUCUACUAGUAUUGUAGAAAAACAUGAGGCGUCUCAAAAGGUAGCAAAGAGUAACAUCGCAAAUACCGAUGAACCAGCGGCUUCAAAAGAAAUUGGGUUUUGCUCCGAUGAAGACUUGAUCAAAGUACGCAAAGAAGAGCGGAGGAGAAUAGACUUUAUGGACAAACUCUACUUGAGUCCAUUAACUACGGUUGGUAAUCUGCCGUUCAGGAGAAUCUGCAAGGAAUAUGGAGCAGACAUAACGUGUGGUGAGAUGGCUUGCGCCGUACCGAUAGUCAACGGCACCCAGCAAGAAUGGGCAUUAACGAAACGACACUCGUCGGAAGAUUUAUUCGGUGUUCAACUCUGUGGACGCAGCCCAAAGCUAGUAACUUAUGCAGCUCAAGUAAUCACAGAAAAUGCAGAUGUAGAUUUCAUCGAUAUCAAUCUUGGGUGUCCAAUCGAUUUAAUAUUCAAGGAAGGUGGGGGCAGCGCGUUACUGCGCCGACAGCCGGUAUUAGAAGUGAUGGUACAAAGUUGCUCCCAAAUGCUGUCCAGCUACAAUAAGGAGUUGACCGUGAAAACGCGUGUUGGUAUCUAUAACAACAAGAAUGUUGCACACGAACUGAUUCCAAAGUUUGAGGAGUGGGGUGCAAGUCUGGUUACGGUGCACGGCCGGUCCAAGGAACAGCGGUAUACCAAACAAGCGGAUUGGGAUUACAUACAGAAGUGUGCACAGCAAGCUGUGACAAUGCCUGUGUAUGGCAAUGGUGAUAUAUUGAGCCACGAAGAUUACAACAAUGCUCGAUUACGAGCUCCGGAUAUCAAAGGUGUGAUGAUUGGAAGAGGAGCCCUGAUCAAACCUUGGGUGUUUCAAGAAAUUAAAGAACAAAAAACUCUGGAUCCUUCCAGUAGUGAAAGGCUGGAGAUGCUGAAACGGUACGUUAAUUAUGGACUGGAACAUUGGGGCAGCGAUACCAAGGGUGUUGAAAAUACUAGAAGAUUUUUGCUUGAAUGGCAAUCAUUUUUAUAUCGGUACGUUCCCUACGGACUUCAGGAACGCCCACCGCAGAAGAUAAAUCAGCGACCGGAAGCUUUUUAUGGUCGCGACGAGCUGGAAACACUUAUGGCUUCUCCAAAUUGCGCGGACUGGGUGAAACUCAGUGAAAUGCUUCUCGGCCCAGUUCCGGAGGGUUUUCAUUUCGUUCCUAAGCAUAAGGCCAAUGCAUACUGAAGUUGCCAACGUUAGUACCAUCGAACUAUUGAUAGUAAAUAAAUAUUUUUGACAAAGUGAUUUCGUAGAUAUGUCGCGGCAUAUCAACUGAGUGAAAAUAACAAAGAAAUUUUGAAAUAUAAUCUGUUAAUAUAUAAAAACAAAAAGUUGAAA
Messenger RNA from Wyeomyia smithii (pitcher-plant mosquito), 2013 nucleotides. It is a transcript of the gene Dus3, whose product is annotated as tRNA-dihydrouridine(47) synthase [NAD(P)(+)]-like. Gene Ontology annotation, molecular function: metal ion binding; tRNA dihydrouridine synthase activity; flavin adenine dinucleotide binding. The record is from RefSeq and is a predicted model, not a curated record. The coding region runs from base 115 to 1860 and encodes 581 amino acids. Gene Ontology annotation, biological process: tRNA processing. NCBI's taxonomy places the organism in Eukaryota, Metazoa, Arthropoda, Insecta, Diptera, Culicidae. The transcript is spliced from 4 exons.